AUGCACCACCACGCGCCCGACGUCCGCCGCGAGAAACGGCCACACCGCCGUGGUCACGGCCGUAAUCACCAGCAGCGAGUAGAAAAACGCCGCCGAGUAGUCGUUGCGGCAGCAGGCAGAGAACUUGCGCGCCUCGAGCAAAAACAGCGUCUUGACCAAGCGCCAGGCCAAGCCGCACCAGGCGGAGAAGGACCGGAAACCGGCUCUGGCGCCGCCCGCCCUGACACUGGCCCACAACCCGAGCGGGCCGUGCGCCUUGGCCAUUUGCGCCCAGAGCGCGGCGCGGCGCGCACUCAAGUCCUGGAGCGCCGUCAAGUCGCGCGGCGAAACGGUGUUGGCGAUAUCGCGCGGGCGCGCGCGCGCCGCAAGGUCAAAGUACCACCGGUUGAAGGUGGCCCGGAAGAAAAGCUGGUACGCCCACCGCACAGGCACCAUCGACGCCACCAACACCUUGGGGUCCCACCAGUCGAUGUUGGCCACUAG
Molecule: messenger RNA, 483 nt
Organism: Clavispora lusitaniae ATCC 42720
Lineage: Eukaryota; Fungi; Ascomycota; Pichiomycetes; Serinales; Metschnikowiaceae
Source: RefSeq, a predicted model, not a curated record